Messenger RNA from Jatropha curcas, 2343 nucleotides. Its product is annotated as GPI-anchored adhesin-like protein. The record is from RefSeq and is a predicted model, not a curated record. Lineage: Eukaryota; Viridiplantae; Streptophyta; Magnoliopsida; Malpighiales; Euphorbiaceae.
UCUUUUUAUUUUUUUUUUCCAUUUUUUAUUUUUUAACAUUUCCUACUCCAUUAGAUCUCUCUCUCUCUCUCUCUCACACACACGUUCGAAAUCGAAUCAUUCUUGCAAAAAUGAAUCAAUCAUCAAAAUCCCAUAAGCAGGAAUCAUCUUCUUCCACUACUGCAUGGCCGGAUUCUACUAUAAGGAUUCAACGCAAAAAGCAGAAGCAAAAACUGUGUUCUAGAAGCCCAUUUCAAGAUCUCAAUAAUGGUGGUGCUGGUGUUAGUAACGGCUCUAACAAGGAGGGAUAUGAUAGUAACAGUAACGCUUCUUCUAUUUCCUCCGUUGAAGCUCCAAAGGGUUGUCUCAGGUUCUUUCUUUCUCACACUUCUUCUGCAAAAACUCCUUUCAUUAAUGGUACUAGUCAAAGACCCACUAGAGUAAAACUCUCCAAAACCCCUAAGUCUGCACCUAAUGUGCGACCCAAUAAGGAGAACUUACCAAAACGCAAUAUUUUUCAUAAACCCAUUUCACAAAAGUUGCAGAAAGUUAAGCUAGAACCUUCUCAAUCUGUUAGAAAACCCAAAAAUUUGAAAAUUUCUUCAGUUUUGGGUAGUAGUGGCAAUCCUGUAAAUAAACUGAUAUCUGGCUCUACAAAGUCGGAACGGGUUGUUAGUGACGCUGAUGGAUCGAAUUUUACUCCUUUAAGUAAGGUUGCGAGUGGAUUUGUUUUGAAUCUUGCAGCAGUUGAUAGCAAGGUUAUAACUGAUGUUGAUGAUGAUAAGUAUGAGAAAUCAAAUACUAAUAAUAGUACUAACACGAACUCUACAAGUGCUAAUACUAAGACACCUCCAGUUCAGGCCUCUGUAUCUCCGGAGAUACAAUGUGGGUCAUCUAUGGUGUCUGCGGCUAAUAAAACAAUCACCCCAGUUUGUUAUGGAGCUGGAUAUCUUGUUUCAGGGGUCACUGAUAAGAGAAAGUGUAGGCCUAGAGGGAUACUCACUGUAGGAGAAGCUAUGCCUCUUGAUUGUUUUGAAAGUGAUGAUGAACUGGAAAAAGAGAAUGCUUCAGAUCUUGUUAACAAUUCUAGCGUUUCCAUCUUGCCUUUGCCUGCUGAGGCUUCAAUGCAUUGGCUUUUAUCGCCUUGUGAUGAGGAGGACGAUAAGGAUCAAAAAGAGAAUUCUGAGAAGGGAUUGUGUCGUAUUUGUAGGUUGGAGGAGAGUGCUGGACGCAAUUUUUCUGUUUCGCCUCCGCCUGGCAAUGAUGUCUUUUCACCAGAUUUAUCCAGUGGCACCACUGAUAAAAGUAUUUCUAUUGCUAGUGCUAAGAGGAAGACAAAGAAUGCCUCUUUGCUUUCUCCGAGUGGAGGAUUUAUGGGGCCUCCUUUGUAUGAUAAGGCGAAUGUUUUAUGUUCUGAAGAAAAGAGGAAGGAUUGCAUUGAUCUUGAUGAACAGAGGUCCCCGGUAUCUGUCGAUUCAUUGGGUAGUGGAAAUGUAAUUCAAACCCCGCAAUCUGACUUUAGUUCAGAUAGAGGACUUGGUAUAUCCUGGUUAAAUGCAAAUGGUGGUAGAAAGAAUCAUGACUUUGAUUGUGAACUUAAUUCUGUGACUCAGCAUCUUCAAAUGGCUAGUUUAUCUCCCAAGAACCAUGAGUCAAUAUGGGAUCCAACUAGUUCUAGUUUUCAGUUUGAUUGUUUGACUACACCUUCUAAUUCUGUUGAUCUUUUGAAGUUUCAAAAAAUUUUAGAUGAUAGGACUUCUUGGUUUUCUAAUUCCUCGAUGGAAAACGUGUCACAAUCUCAAAUGAGGAUAUCAUGGAGGGAAGGACUAGUUAGUCGGAUCUUUGAGAUGGAUGAAUUUGAUUCUUGUCGAUGCUUAUCAGAUGAAGAAGAUGAUACCAAUGGCUGCAACGAUGACUCCUUAAAAUCUCUCUGCAGUCCUAAGCUCAAUGUUGACGUAGUGGAUGAACAGAUUUCAACUAAUUGUUCUGUAUCUACAAUAUUUGUUGAUAAUGGACAUGAAAUUGAUGAAAAAGCCAAGGGGCUUCCUCCUCAGGUACCAUGUUCAUGUGCAGAGUCUAUAAGCACUGAUGCAGGUGAUCUGGUUAGGUCCGAGGAUUCAGAUUGGACCUUAUGCUACAAGAACCACUUGUUUCAAACGUAAUGAUUGCACUCUUUUACCAUUCCUUGGCUCAGGUAGAAUAAGCCUUGUAACCUUAGAUCUAAUCUACAAGAACCAUCAUUGUACUAUUCUAUUUGUUCCAUAAUCUGAACCAUCUUUGUACUUUAUUGUUACAAUAUUUUUUAUCUGAAUCUUGUUUCUCUUAAUUUUUAUUAAUUUUAUGAUGAGGCGCGUUGUUAUGAUA